Dermatophagoides pteronyssinus (European house dust mite) is the source of this 872-nucleotide messenger RNA. RefSeq names its product U1 small nuclear ribonucleoprotein A snf (gene snf). Lineage: Eukaryota; Metazoa; Arthropoda; Arachnida; Sarcoptiformes; Pyroglyphidae. Gene Ontology annotation, molecular function: RNA binding. The record is from RefSeq and is a predicted model, not a curated record.
GCACACGGCCAUCAAUUUUUUUCCCAUGUGUAUUUCUUCGAUCCGGCAUCUUUUGAAUUUUGUUUUUCAUUUUCAAAAUUUUGAAUCAAAGAAAUAACGAUACCGCAAGAAAAAUGGGAAGCGAAAAAGUUGAUCUAAAACCCAAUCAUACUAUCUAUAUUCGUAAUCUUAAUGAAAAGAUUAAAAAAGAAGAAUUGAAAAAAUCACUUCAUGCAAUUUUUUCACAAUUUGGUACAAUAUUGGAUAUUUAUGCGGAAAAAUCAUUAAAAUUACGUGGACAAGCAUUUGUUAUAUUUAAAGAUAUUAAUUCAGCAUCGAAUGCUAUACGUUCGAUGCAAAAUUUUCCAUUCUACGAUAAACCAAUGCAAAUUCAAUAUGCACGAAAAGAUUCGGAUUUGAUUGCCAAAUUGAAAGGUACCUAUGUUGAACGACCAAAACUACCACGUUCAGAUGAACCGAAAAAGAAGAAAAAAGAAAAACGUAUAAUGCCAACCAAUACAGUGAAUGCUGCCGGUAUUCCACAUUCAGCAUUAGCCGAACAACCACCAAAUAAUAUAUUAUUUUUAACAAAUUUACCACCCGAAACAACUGCACCAAUGGUACAGGUAUUAUUUACACAAUUUUCUGGUUUUAAAGAAGCACGUCUUGUACCCGGACGGCAUGAUAUUGCAUUUGUUGAAUUUGAAACCGAAUAUCAAGCCGGUAUGGCUAAAGAUUCAUUACAAGGAUUUAAAAUUUCACCAACACAUUCGAUUAAAAUUACUUAUGCUAAAAAAUAACCCUAAUCAAUCCACAACCACCAUUCAUUCAUUCAUCAAUUCAUUUUGUUUAUCUUUUUUUUCCCCCUCAGCAUUCAUUUCAAAAAAAAAAUU